UGGCAGGCCUAACCUCAUUUUUGCCAUAUCUGGUAUCAGUGAAGGCAAUCAGCUGUUACGAAAGAAAAGAUAAAAGUGAGGAACCAAAUAAGAAAUUAACUUUAAUUUUUUCAACUUACACGAAUUAAAAAAAAAGCAAAAUGAAUAAGAUUUGUGCCAGUUUUAUCUCUGUGCUACGUUCCUCCAGCUCGGAAAAGUUUUACACAUCGUCAGUAAUUCUUGGACGGAGACUUUCAUUUAAAANUGACUUGUCGCUUGAAAAGUUGUACCCCAACAGUCGCCUCAAGCUCUAUACACCUCCACCGCCAACUAAAACAGGAGAAAAAUUCUCAGGUUUUAUACCCAUUAAUCAAUUGGAAAUCACAUACAGUCGCAGUUCCGGACCUGGCGGACAGCACGUGAAUUGCGUAAACACAAAGGUGGAUUUGCGUUUCAAAUUGGUAAACGCCGAAUGGAUACCUGAAAAAACAAGGCAGAAGCUGGUGGAAGGUUUGCAGAACAAACUCACCAAGGAUGGUUACUUUGUAAUUAAAAGCGAUUUAACACGAUCGCAGCAAAUGAAUUUGGCAGAUGCAUUAGAAAAACUACGUAAUCUUAUACGUGAAUAUGAGGUAGAGAAGGCAGUGCCGACUGAGGAAACCUUAGAGAAGCUGCGUCGCAGACAAGAAAAAGCCGCGCGUGAACGAUUACUCGUAAAACGCCAGAGAUCCCUUACCAAGUCCACGAGACAAGGACCUAGCAUAACCGAUUUGUAGAAAUAUUUUCAAACGAAAAAAAAAAAUCAUUAGAAAAUGUUGCAUGUAAAAAGUUAAUACAACAUUUGUAAAUUGUUUUAGUUAAAGAAGAACAAAAUGAUACAAAUAAACAUUACAUUUAAAUUG
This is a messenger RNA of Rhagoletis pomonella (apple maggot), 881 nucleotides long. Its product is annotated as peptidyl-tRNA hydrolase ICT1, mitochondrial. NCBI's taxonomy places the organism in Eukaryota, Metazoa, Arthropoda, Insecta, Diptera, Tephritidae. The coding region runs from base 141 to 755 and encodes 204 amino acids. Gene Ontology annotation, cellular component: mitochondrial large ribosomal subunit. Gene Ontology annotation, molecular function: translation release factor activity. Gene Ontology annotation, biological process: mitochondrial translational termination. The record is from RefSeq and is a predicted model, not a curated record. The transcript is spliced from 5 exons.